CUCAACGUCUCGAAACCCAGCCGUGGCUAUACUGUUUCCGGGUUUCGUUUCACUUUAUUAAAAAUGUUUUCUCGUUUUACGGAUUUUAAUAAGAAACACAACACAACUAUAACGGACGUUGAUAAGAGGAAGUUUACCGAAGUAUUUGAACAAUGUGAUGAAGAUAAAGAUGGUUACUUGAAUAGAGAAGACUUGAAAGUUGCAGUAGUCAUGCUGUUUGGCUAUAAACCUUCCAAGGCUGAGACUAAUGCAAUGAUGGCGUCAAGCAUACAAGCAGGCUUACCAGGUUUACCAUUGGAACAUUUUUUAAAGCUAAUGGCCUCAAAGUUACUUGCACAAGACGAAUAUGAAAAGACGAGACAAGUCUUCACAGCAUUUGAUGUUUCUUGCCGGGGUUUUCUAACACUUGAGGACUUUAAAAGAGCCUUUGCUUGUGUUGCAUCUCAUUUACCAGGACAAACAGUACAAGAAACUUUCAGAGGGUUAGCAUUUUCAUGUUCUACUGCAUCUGAGACUAUAGGAGGGGUGGCUGCUGGGGCUGCACAUCCAGCACCUGUGUUACCCCAUUGUGGGAUGGAUUCAGGAGGAGCAUGGAAGAACAGGGAGGUUGACCGGGAUUCUGAUGGCCAUGUGAGCUUCAAGGAUUUUGAAUUCAUCUUAAGCUACGGAGAAGACCAGUAGAGCUGCUGGCCGAGUUUUGUAAAUUAAACCAUUCUCAUAAAGUGUGGUUUGUAUUUGCUUCUUCAUCAGUGUGACACGCCCUGGGAAGAGUUUCAUCGUGUAUCGUUUUACCUCCAGAAUUACAAGGAUUCCAGUGCGCUGAUUAGAUUUCACGCGUGCAAUUCUGCGUGUGAAAGAUUAUUAAAUGCACGCACUACUGGGUUCCGUCCCAAGAAAAGAGAAUCGCCCGUAUUCAGUGCUGCCAUUGAGAGACAUUUUUCUUUUGAAUCCUAUACUGUGUGUAAGUAUAUGUGCCAAAUGUCACUUUUCAGAUUGCGCACACAAGAAGAGCAUUCAUUUGAGAUGGA
This is a messenger RNA of Polypterus senegalus (gray bichir), 1028 nucleotides long. It is a transcript of the gene efcab11, whose product is annotated as EF-hand calcium binding domain 11. The coding region runs from base 64 to 681 and encodes 205 amino acids. The record is from RefSeq and is a predicted model, not a curated record. The transcript is spliced from 7 exons. Lineage: Eukaryota; Metazoa; Chordata; Cladistia; Polypteriformes; Polypteridae. Gene Ontology annotation, molecular function: calcium ion binding. Gene Ontology annotation, cellular component: cytoplasm.